CUCGGACUUCAAGAACAACAGAAAAUUGGUCUCCUUUAUCUUGGAUCAAUUCCUCCGAUUUUAUUUUAAUUAAGUGUAAAUUAAAACCUUCACAGCCCACCACUAAUAGCACUGCUGCAACAGGAGGGUGUCAAAAAGCUUGAGAGCAGUUAAAGCGAGGCGGCACCUCGUAAACAGGAGGUGCAUCGUUUCUGGUGCAGAAUCUUGAAGAAAUCUAUAAUUGAUUCUGACCGGGUUUGUCAUGUCAGAUGCAAGAAUAUCGAAUUCUGCAGAGAAAAAUGUAUAUUUCAUCAGAAAAGUGCAGAUUCGUUGACAGGUUGACUUUGGAUGAGUGUUACCAUGAAUGGCGACUCCAAUCGAAGAGAUUGUAAAAUCAGUUGACUCUAAUAUACUUGUUGGAAUCGAGAUCACAAACAGCAGCAAGCGCUUUGAUUUAACUGCAGCAGCGACAUAUGCUGACUGUGGUGUUGUACAAAGUCCCCCACCUCCGACUAUAGCGAAAGAGAGGAAAGGAAUGUGUGUGUUCACCAAGACCCCAUUCUCACUCUAUGGCACUGCUGGGGUCCUCAGCUACUCCUCUGGUGACCAGCAGUUCUCUCUUCUGUUCUCCAACCCCUUUGACUGCAUCAAGUAUGACAGCGAGUUUGCUCUGUACAUUCCUGACACAAAAACAAAGACUGAUCAAAAUUUGUACAAAAUGAUGUAUACACAACUGCAUGAAUCUAGUUCCUUCACCAAAACUGCUAUUGGAAAAGGGAAUGUAGCACUGCAACUGGUCAAAGAUGGAAUGGAGGUUUCAGGCACAAUGUCAAAUGUGUCUCACAAAGCCAUAAUUAAAUUGGAAAUUCGAGAUCAUUUCCCUUCUCCAUGCAAGACUAAUUAUUAAAAUUUUCUUUACCAGGAAAGUAUCUCAAAAUUCCAUAAGUCACUUCAAUUGAACUUCAUAUUGCUCUUCUAUCAGUGUUCUAUAAUUUAAUAUGAUCAUGAUUGCUCUGUGGUAUAAAUUCAUGGGUGGCCCACAUCCCUUAAUACCUUUGCUGAUCAAUAAUUUGUCUAUCUCAUAUUUGUGAUGAUAAUGUAUCUUUAAAGGGAGGUACUUUAUGAUGGGUUUGUUUUAAGAUAGGAUUUAUGGCAGAGAUACUGAGCUUUCUACUAGAAUCCAAUAAAGUAAACAGCUUGUGAGGCCUUGUGAGUUUUUUUUAAAGUUAGAAUAAUAGAAGCAACUUGAAUCGAUGGGGUCAAACUCCCACAGAAGCUGGAUUUUUUUUAGUUUUACCUUUCAGUUGCAGUUGUUGCUAGGAUCUUGAAGCUGGGCUUGAAGCUGCAGUACAUCUCUCCCUGUUACUCUCUGUCUCUGAGUUUUUGUUGAUGUUUUUCCUCCUGGACUAGAGAAUUGUCUGUGAGUCAAUCUAUUUUACUGAAUUUACCUUUGUGUUCAUGGGAUACUACUAUUGGGAACAGUUACUGUUUAGUCGUCAAAUAACCUAUUAUUCUGUUAAGUUUUCCAGGAGCAUUGUUAUUCCAAUUUCAUCUUUCUUUUGUUGCAUCUCAACUAUAGUGAAUUAGGUUUAGUUCAGUCGGCUGGAUUGUUGGUUUGUCGAGCAGUGUGGGUUCAAUUCCCAUCGCUGAUUAGAGGUUACCAUGAAAGGCUUUCCUUCUCAACCUCCUCCCUCACCUGAGGUUUGGUGGCCCUCAGGUUAAACCAUCACCAGUUGCUUAUCUCCCUUAUAACUGUACAGUGACACAGUUCAACUAUAGUGAAUGAAUAA
Molecule: messenger RNA, 1769 nt
Organism: Chiloscyllium plagiosum (whitespotted bambooshark)
Lineage: Eukaryota; Metazoa; Chordata; Chondrichthyes; Orectolobiformes; Hemiscylliidae
Source: RefSeq, a predicted model, not a curated record